Molecule: messenger RNA, 1493 nt
Organism: Vigna radiata var. radiata (mung bean)
Lineage: Eukaryota; Viridiplantae; Streptophyta; Magnoliopsida; Fabales; Fabaceae
Product: protein tas
Exons: 12
Coding region: 56-1132 (358 amino acids)
Molecular function (GO): oxidoreductase activity
Source: RefSeq, a predicted model, not a curated record
CCAUCCAUCCGUUUUGUUUGUACUUUCGUUUGUGCUACCUCAGCUCACACAGGCAAUGUGUGGUGUUCCUCUCUUCGACCUCGCUCCCAAUCUCACCGUUUCACGGCUCUGCUUAGGAACCAUGACUUUUGGGGAGCAGAACACGCUGACCGAAUCAUUUCGGCUUCUCGACCAAGCCUUCCAUGCCGGCAUCAAUUUCUUCGACUCCGCCGAAAUGUAUCCCGUGCCUCAGCGUCGUCGUACGUGCGGCAGGAGCGAGGAGUAUCUCGGCCGUUGGAUUGCUCACCGGAAUAUCCCCAGGGAUAGUGUCGUUGUUGCCACUAAGGUUGCUGGACCAUCGGGGCAGAUGACUUGGAUUAGAGGUGGUCCUAAAUGUUUGGACGCCGCUAAUAUUAUGGAAGCUAUUGAUAGUAGUUUGUUGCGGAUGCAGAUGGAUUAUAUCGACCUUUAUCAAAUUCAUUGGCCUGAUCGCUAUGUUCCAAUGUUUGGAGAAACCGAGUAUGACCCAGUCCGACAAUAUGCUUCAGUUGGUAUAGAUGAACAACUUGAAGCUCUCAGCACAGCUGUGAAAGCAGGGAAGAUCAGAUACAUUGGUCUCAGUAAUGAAACACCUUAUGGCUUGAUGAAGUUUAUUCAGGUUGCUGAAAAAUAUGCUUCACACCUGAAGAUAGUAUCUCUGCAGAAUUCAUAUAGCCUUCUUUGUAGAACUUUUGAUUCUGCAAUGGCUGAAUGCUGCCAUCAGGAGAGUAUUAGCUUGUUGGCCUACAGUCCCCUGGCAAUGGGUAUACUUUCAGGGAAAUAUUUCUCCCUGGGCGGUGGUCCAACAGAUGCUCGUUUAAAUCUUUUUAAAGGGAAGUAUUCAGAAGGUGAAUCUAGAUACAAUUUGUCCAAUAAAAUUAUAGAGGCAGCUACCAUGGAAUACCUUAAUACUGCAAAAACAUAUGGUCUUCAUCCUGUAUCUUUGGCUAUAGCCUUUGUUUUGCGACACCCACUUGUUGCUAGUGUUGUUUUUGGGGCUACCAAAUCGUGGCAACUCCAGGAGGUUCUAGAUGCAUGCAAAAUCGAGCUCACAUCUGAAGUAAUUGAUGAAAUUAACAAGAUACAUUCGAGGUUUCCAAAUCCAUGCCCAUAAUGAAUGCAAUUGAUCAAUUCCCCAUUAUUCAGAAUUGGUUUUUUCUUGGUGGAUCAAUACUCCAUGGUCUUUCUCCUGUACCCAAAACAAAAUUCUCUUCUGGGUCCCACUUUUACUCUGUACCUAAUAUUUCGAUGUUAAAGCUCACUUUCCAUUAUUAUUAUUAUUAUUAUUUCAUUGAACAGGUUGCCAUACCUAUCUUCAUGUGGUUUAUCAACCAUGUUUCCUACAUUGUUUAAAUAUUUUUAAUAUUCCAGAAUAUAGAUUACGCUACAUGCAUUUGAACGCUACUAUGUCUCCAUGCAUUUAAGCUUUAACAUAAGAGAAAAAUAAAAGUGUUUCCAAGGUACCAUGCAUUUAU